Molecule: messenger RNA, 774 nt
Organism: Helianthus annuus (common sunflower)
Lineage: Eukaryota; Viridiplantae; Streptophyta; Magnoliopsida; Asterales; Asteraceae
Exons: 4
Coding region: 1-774 (257 amino acids)
Molecular function (GO): zinc ion binding; nucleic acid binding
Source: RefSeq, a predicted model, not a curated record
AUGGCCGAAGCGGGAAUGGGUAAAAAGGCUUUACCCAUUCUAACGAUCAAUGAGGGAGGCAAUAAGGGGCAUCACCCUGACUCCAAGACAAAUGUUGCCAAGGGAAAGGGACACGUCAAAGGGAAGGGAAAAAGAAAGGCAAAAAUAGAACCACCAAAACCAAAAGAGAAGAAGGCAAAGGUUGCCACGAGCGAUCCAUGCUUUGAGUGUGGAGAGAUAGGGCAUGGGAAAAGGAAUUGUCCAACCUAUCUCAAGGAGUUGAAAACCAAGAGGGAUGCAGGGCAAACCUCAGAGGAAGUUGUGAUCAAGGACAUGAGUUCCGAUGACAAGAAGAAGUAUAAGAAUGAGAAAAUGAUGUUAAGCCUGUUACAACAAGCUGUGAAGGAAGAUAUUAUGGUAUUGCUCCAACACAACGGGAGUUCAUACUCAAUUUGGAAAGCGUUACGUUCAAAGUUUGUUGGUAGUCAGGAGAUGGUGAAAAAUAAGAAGUCACUUUUGAAAAAGGAGUUUGAUUUGUUUAGAGGAUUGAAAAACGAGACUUAUACUACUUUUGUUGCCAAAAUUGAAGAUGAAAGUGAUGAUGAUAUUGAGUAUUAUGCCAGACAAAUGGAGAAACAUCUGAAGAUGAUGGUAGAAAGUGACAGUGAGGAUGAGAAGACAAAGAAGAAAAAGAAAAAGACAGUUUUAAAGGGGCUUUAUUCCAUUGCAAGGAAGCUAAAUGAAAGCCCCCCUCUGUAUGAGGUGGUUGUUAUCAAUUUUUUUGCUGUGUGUUGA